Paraphaeosphaeria sporulosa is the source of this 1310-nucleotide messenger RNA. Its product is annotated as Clavaminate synthase-like protein. The transcript has a single exon. Gene Ontology annotation, molecular function: 2-oxoglutarate-dependent dioxygenase activity. Lineage: Eukaryota; Fungi; Ascomycota; Dothideomycetes; Pleosporales; Didymosphaeriaceae. Bases 110 to 1090 code for a protein of 326 amino acids. The record is from RefSeq and is a predicted model, not a curated record.
GGGGGUUGUGGGUGGAUGCGCAGAUGACGGAGUGAGGCCGAGCAAGAGGAGGAAAGUCGACGAUGAUAAUGAUGAGUUCCCCCGUACUUUUCCGGACACUAUCACACACAUGCCUCAACUCAAGCAUCCGAUUCCACGGUUGCAAGAGCUCAGCUUGUCCGCAUUCGAAGCAAAGGUAGCGGACCCGGAGAUGCAAAUACCGCAUAUCAUUGAGGGCGCGAUACAGCACUGGCCUGCGUUCGAGGAGGCCCGCGCGUGGAAGAAGCCAGGUUAUUUGAUGCGCAAGACGCUGAGUGGGCGGCGGCUUGUUCCCGUCGAGAUUGGGCGGAGUUACACGGAUGCAGGAUGGGGGCAGAAGAUCCUGACGUUCCGGGGCUUCAUGAGUGAGUACAUGCUCGAGCCGGACUCACCCACAGCCGCAGAGCCUCGCACAAGUGGCCAUUCAACAAGCGAUGAGACACACACCGAAAAUCCGUCGUCGGCAGCAAAGAAGGACCAGAAAGGCUACCUCGCCCAACACGACCUCUUCGCCCAAAUCCCCUCCCUUAGAUCCGACAUCGCUAUCCCAGACUACUGCUACACCUCUCCAGUCGCUCCGACCAGCAACCUUUCCAACGUCAAAGCCGUCAAAGAGCUCGACGAGCCACUGCUAAACGCAUGGUUCGGUCCCGCAGGCACUAUAUCUCCACUCCAUACCGACCCCUACCACAAUAUCCUCGCGCAGGUCGUAGGGUAUAAGUAUGUGCGGCUGUAUGCGCCGGGCGAGACGGGGAAGAUGUAUCCGCGCGGGAUGGAGGGCGAUGGUAUUGAUAUGAGUAAUACGAGCUGUGUGGAUCUGGACGUCGCUAUGGGCGUUUGGAACGAAAUUUCUUGCUGGGAGGAGGAAGACGAGGUGGGUGGUGGGCAUGCAGAUGGGCAUGCAGAUGGCGAAGAAGAUGCAGAUUUAGAAAAGCUGCAUCCCGCCUUCCGCACUGCACGCUACAUAGAAGGCGUGCUGGGCCCCGGAGAAUGUUUGUAUGUGCCAGUGGGGUGGUGGCAUUAUGUACGGAGCUUGACGCCGAGUUUUAGUGUGAGCUUUUGGUGGAAUUGAAAUCGAGGUUUUGGUCUAUGCGACAGUACAGAGGGCAGGUUAGAGACAGAUGACGCCACAAUGGGAACGACGAUGGGGGGUUUGGCUCGGGAUGGGUGAUGGGAACGGCUGGAAUCGACAAUGGGAGGUAAGGCAUGGGGGGCGGGACGUACGUAUCGUCGUAAUCGAAAUCAUGACGAUUCCCGUUGUAACGGAAAUGUCGCGGCUUCAGAUAUGGCAC